AUGCCACAUUUCCCAAUGAACACCGGAUUCGAGCUGAACGAGGACACACCUUCGAACGCGAAGAACUCUUUCAUCCAAAUAAAAAACCGCCGAAAGCGGUACCUGGAUCUCCAUCCAGAAUAUUUCUCGGCGGAGCUCGAGCUAGCCGACCCAUUGCUGUACGAUCGUCUUAUCCGCCGAUUUCAAACAACGCAGGAACGGGAAGCGCAAGGGCGCGAGAAGGGAUUCUCCGGUGUUUUGCAGGCGGACUUGCUACGCUCUGAGGCUAAGAUGGAUGCGCUGGCACAUCCGGAUCCGAGUGCUAUGAUGAGCUAUACUCGUGGUCCGAAUGGUGAGAUUCUUGCUGAAGACCGAGAUGAUAUACCUGCGAGCAAAGAGGAGGGUGAGAAGCAGUGGCAAUGGGAGAUGGGAUUGCGCUUUAUGAGAGGCGAUGACCCUGAUUUCGAUUAUGCGACUGUUGACACAAAUGAGGAUUACGACGACUUGUCUGAGCAGCAAGAUGAGUAUUUCGAGGAUGAGGAGCCUGAGUGGGAGGUUGAUGGCCUUCGGGGUGAGGAUGCGAGGGCGCAACUUCAAGGUGAGACUGGAAUUCAGGAUUUUUAA
Molecule: messenger RNA, 603 nt
Organism: Penicillium angulare
Lineage: Eukaryota; Fungi; Ascomycota; Eurotiomycetes; Eurotiales; Aspergillaceae
Exons: 2
Coding region: 1-603 (200 amino acids)
Source: RefSeq, a predicted model, not a curated record